AUGGCGCCGGCAGGCAUAGUUGCAGCUUCAAUCCUGGCGACCAUGAAGAAGCUGUUCAAGAUGGACAGCGUCACUCAUGUGGCAAGCGUGGAGCUGUGGGUGUUGAUGACAACGCUGCUGCUGGUGGUGAGGUUCGCGCUGGAUGGCUUGGGGCCGUGGUACGCGGACAGGGCCACGGCAGUCACCAUCCAAAUCAUCGAGAUGCUCAACUACUCCAUGGUGCACUACACCAUGGGGCUGAUGCAGCUCUCGGCCAAGACGGUGAGCGACUACUUCCAGGUCUGGGCGGUGCUGCUGGUAACCCUGCAGUACAGCGUCAAGACUGGGCGCCUGUACCGGAGGUCCAAGAACACGCCGCUGCUGGAUGUCAUGUCAUCUUUUUGGACAGCCAAUCUCCUCCGAAUGCAGACCUUCUCCCUUCUCAGGAUUCCCCUUUGGGUAAUCUGGGCCCUCAACGCAGUCCGCAUCAUCUCCUACUUUGACUCAACUGAUAGGGCCGUCACCAUCAACCAAGAGAACACCAGGCUGGUCAGCGACUAUAUGCGAUACGAGCACACACUCGGUCCCUCUGGCGAUGCAGCCAAUUCCGGCGGUGAGUUCAGGAUGCAGUCAUACAAGUACUUGGUCUGUGGGGAAGACCUGGUGCUUCAUGACGCCCAGCAGGAGAGGACAACUGCAUCAGCACAGUACAGGAUUCGGUUGGAUCCGGAUAACAAUAGCAAGCUCAUCACCAUACAGAAGAUAUGGGAUUUGGAUGCUGGCAGCAGUGGGUUACUGGGCGGCACCAAAGACACUGGCAACCGAUUGAAAGACGUCUGCCUUUCAUUCGCCCUGUACAAGCUGCUGUGCCGUCGGUUCUAUAAUCUCCCGAUACAUGAGGCUACCCAAGACAAGACGAGGCGGCUCGUAUUCGACUACAUCCUGCAGGAGAACACCGACAACUAUGAGAGGGCAUUCCGCGUCACCAAGGUGGAAUUGUCUUUCCUCCAAGACUUGUUCUAUAGCAAGCAUGCUGCCAUGUUUGCAGGGGGAUUUCCAGUCUUCACUAUGCUCAUGUCUUUGUUUCUUGUUGCGGCCACCCGCUAUCUUGCAUAUCCGGUCCAUUAUAUACCAGAGAGAAUGGAUCAAGCCGACAAAAAUACCAUCACUCACGGGGUGAUUGUCACUCGCAUCAUAGUUGGCCUUAUCAUUGCCAAGGAGCUUUUGGAGGUCUAUCAAUAUGUAUUCUCGGAAUGGGCAAAGGUUCUCCUGAUCUGCAAGUACAUCCAGCAUCGGUGCAUGCAGAAUCUGGUGGCGGAGGCAGCAAUGAGAAGUAUGUUUAGGUUCAUCAGGGGCAAAUGGGAUCAAAGGAUCUUCCAGUAUAACCUUCUGAUUUCUUACUCGCAUCCUUUGAAGAAAUUCCCCCGAUCCAUCAAAUUGGAGUCAGAAGUAAAGACGGCUAUAUUUGAGUCGUUCAAGGGCCUGCAGCAGCAUCCAAAAAGGCUGGAAACCUACUUCUUAAAUGCAUUCGGAUCAAAGGAAGCCCUUAUGCAACAGCUAACAUGGGCAGUUCAGUUAGAGGCUGAUACCCACAGGAUACUGGUCUGGCACAUCGCAACAUGCUUCUGCGAGAUACAUUUCUCUGAUGAAGCGAAAAAACUCAAGGUUCUAUUCCUUCGAAAUAGGCUCUUGGCUAGGAAAUCAACAACUUCAUAUGAUGUGUGGCCACAUUACUUAACUGCUGUCAGCUUAUCAAACUACUGUGCAUACCUUCUUACCAAAGCGUUGGUACCAGACAACGGCUUUGUUGUUACAAAGGUCUUGAAUGCCGUACGUAAUGAAACCUUUCGUGCUACUUAUUGCUCGUUCUCCCAAUCAAUGAAAGAUGUCUACAGGAAACUUGUGAAGAUUGCCAUUGAGCUCUCUAAACAGUCUGAUGAGGUGGUCAGUGGAACAAGUGGAGCCCCUGAAAGUUCGGUACUCUAUGAGCAAGUGCCCCCGAUGGUUACUGAUGAGGAAGAUCCCAACAGAAUGGGAGAUGGUGAUAUUAACAGUUCCAUAACCAAUGACCAGGUACCGAGUAGGGAAUAUACUGUUAAGGGUGACGAUGCCAUCCAUAAUUCGAUAACCCAGAUGGGUGCAAAGCUUGGGAAGCAGUUGAUAGAGAGUUACAAUUCCGACAGUGUAGGCCUAUGGAGGGAUCUAGCAGUGUUCUGGACAGGUUUCCUCCUCAACUUGGCAGCAUCAACCAGAGCAGCCAAACAUAAGACACGACUGGCUGGAAAGGGGGAGCUCAUAACACACCUGUGGGUUUUGCUGUCUCAUGCCGGGUUUCUCGGAAAUGCCAUGCAUGGGCAAACACUCUUAGACCCACAUGACCUUGAUGAUGUCGACCCGCUCAGAUGA
Messenger RNA from Triticum turgidum subsp. durum (durum wheat), 2385 nucleotides. Lineage: Eukaryota; Viridiplantae; Streptophyta; Magnoliopsida; Poales; Poaceae. The record is from the annotation of a GenBank genome assembly.